Hippocampus comes (tiger tail seahorse) is the source of this 2893-nucleotide messenger RNA. It is a transcript of the gene capn7, whose product is annotated as calpain 7. Gene Ontology annotation, biological process: proteolysis. The transcript has 21 exons. The record is from RefSeq and is a predicted model, not a curated record. The coding region runs from base 243 to 2720 and encodes 825 amino acids. Gene Ontology annotation, molecular function: calcium-dependent cysteine-type endopeptidase activity. NCBI's taxonomy places the organism in Eukaryota, Metazoa, Chordata, Actinopteri, Syngnathiformes, Syngnathidae.
UACUGCGCACGCGCUACAUGAGUUUCCGGAAGCAACACGCUUGUAUUUUUUUUUUUGACCCGGCAAACAUCUGUCAAUUUGGACUUCAACCGAGCAGCGUUGGUCUUAAAAUCCGUGACCGUAGUUUUCCAUGAACGCCAACAUGUCGCCGUCUUGCGUCCGCCUCCGUCAAGUUAGCUACUGUCCUCGUGAAGGAAACUAACCGUGUUUUCUUGUCCCCUGGUCAACAAGUUGUGUUGAGAAUGGACAGCAUAGCGUUGGAGCUCGACGCGAUCAAAUUCGCCAAAACGGCGGUCACCUACGACCAGAAUGGCAAAUACAACGAAGCUGUGUUUUACUAUAAGGAGGCCGCCCAGGCCCUCAUCUACGCCGGCAUGGCGGGCUCCAAGCUGGACGGCAUCCAGGACAAAGUCAACGAGUACCUGGAUCGAGUACAGACCCUCCACAAUGCGUUGAGCGCAGUGGAGGCGCAAAAGAGCGACCCGCUCAAGUCCCGUCAUCAGCUGGACCUGGAGCGUGCCCACUUCCUGGUCACGCAGGCCUUUGAGGAGGACGGCAAGGGAAAUGACGACGAAGCCGUGGAGCUCUACACUCAGGCCGUAGAGCUCUGCAUCAAGACGUCCAACGAGACGUCUGACCAGGCUAUGCAGACCAAGCUCAAGCAGUUGGCCCAUCAAGCUUUAGACAGGGCGGAAGGUCUCAAGCAAUCACAGUCCAAGUCCGGUCCAUCACAGACUCAGGACAGGGCGGGACCGUCGGGGGUGAAGGCCGGCUCGUCGGGACCCGUCCGCCAGUUUUUCCCGCUGGGUCCCGACUUUUCUCUCAACGACCGCCCGCAACCUCAGCCCAUGAGGGCGGUCCAGUCCAGUGAACCACACGGUCAGCGAUACUCGUCUGACGAGAUCGAGGUCCUCAGGAGCACGUCGACAAUCAACGGCAUCGCCUACGUUCCCUUCAUGAGCGUGGACCUCAAGGAGCGCUUCGCCUUUCCCGUGCCUUUCUCGGACAAAUCAGGCACUUUGGCUCUGUCACCCAAGCAGAAAGUCAUCUUCUCCCGCUGGGUCCGACCCGACGAGAUCUGCACCAGUCCCACCAUGAUCAUGUCUGUGUCCAGCUUCAGCAUCAAGCAGACGGUGGUGUCCGACUGUUCCUUCGUGGCUUCGCUCGCCAUCAGCGCCGCCUACGAGAGACGCUACAACAAGAAACUCAUCACCAGCAUCAUCUAUCCUCAGAACCGACGAGGGGAGCCCGAGUACAACCCAUGUGGGAAGUACAUGGUCAAGCUGCACAUCAACGGCGUUCCCAGGAAGGUGAUCAUCGACGACUUUCUGCCCGUGGACCACAACGGCGAGCUGCUGUGCUCGUACUCCAGCAACAGAAAUGAGCUGUGGGUGUCGCUCAUCGAGAAGGCUUACAUGAAGGUGAUGGGAGGGUACGACUUCCCCGGAUCCAACUCGAACAUCGAUCUCCACGCGCUCACCGGCUGGAUCCCCGAGCGCAUCGCCAUGCACUCGGACAAUCAGUCGUUCAGCAAGGACGACACUUUCCGCAUGCUCUUCCAGAGGUUCCAUCGAGGCGACGUCCUCAUCACCACGGCGACCGGCGUGAUGACGGAGGAGGAAGGGGAGCAGUGGGGCUUGGUGCCAACUCACGCCUACGCAGUCCUCGACAUCAGGGAAUACAAGAACAUGCGCUUCCUUCAGCUGAAGAACCCUUGGAGCCACUUGCGAUGGAAAGGCCGCUACAGCGAGCGAGACGAGAACAACUGGACUCCCGAGCUCCUCAAAUACCUCAAUUUUGACCCCAAGACGGCGCAGAAGUUUGAUAAUGGUGUGUUUUGGAUCGCUUGGGAGGACUUGUGUCAAUAUUAUGAUGUCAUUUACCUCAGCUGGAACCCGUCGCUGUUCAAAGAAUCCACCUGCAUCCACAGCAGCUGGGAUGGAAAGCAAGGCCCCGUCAAGGACGUCUACAGUUUAGCCAACAACCCGCAGUACAAGCUGGAGGUGCAGUGUCCAGCAGGGGGCGCUGCCGUGUGGGUGCUGCUUUCCAGACAUAUCACCGACAAGGAGGACUUUGCGCAGAACCGAGAGUUCAUCACGUUGGUUGUUUACAAGACGGACGGCAAGAAGGUUUACUAUCCAGCCGAGCCCCCUCCCUACAUCGACGGAAUUCGGAUCAACAGCCCCCACUACCUGACCAAGAUCCGUCUGACCAACGCCGGGUCGCACACCUUCACGCUGGUGGUGUCGCAGUACGAGAAGCAGAACACCAUCAACUACACGCUGAGGGUUUACUCCGGUUGCAAAUUCAACUUCUCCAAGAUCCCGAAUCCCUUCACGCACACCAAAAGGAUUAACGGCCAGUGGAAAGGCGCGAGUGCCGGCGGCUGCGGCAACUAUAAGGACUCGUACAAGAACAAUCCAGUCUACCAACUGCAGCUGGAGCGAUCCGGUCCACUGCUCAUAGAACUGCGAGGUUCCAGGCAAUACAGCGUUGGCUUUGAAAUGGUCACCGUGUCGACCACGAGCGAUGGCGGCGCCACUUCCACGUCCAAGAGGAGCAGCGGAGAUUACAGAUGCGGCUUCUGCUACAUGGAUUGCGAGCAGGUCCCGGCGGGCGUUUACAACGUGGUGCCCACCACCUUCCUGCCCAAACAGGAGGGCCCCUUCUUCCUGGACUUCGCCAGCACCGCACCCCUCAAAGUGGCUCAGCUGCAAUGAUUGGUCUUGAGCCACGUCGCAAACCUGCCAAUCACAAGUGGACUCCACGUCUGCAAGCCAAUCAUUUAUUUACCUGACUUUUUUUUUUAAAGACAAAAUGCUUCCAUGACGUGUGUCAUGGAAUAUGGAUGUCUGUUAUUAUGAAGACAUUAAAUGGACAGCUAUGUACUGUA